Purpureocillium lilacinum is the source of this 2034-nucleotide messenger RNA. RefSeq lists its product as uncharacterized. Gene Ontology annotation, molecular function: sulfate transmembrane transporter activity. Gene Ontology annotation, cellular component: plasma membrane. Lineage: Eukaryota; Fungi; Ascomycota; Sordariomycetes; Hypocreales; Ophiocordycipitaceae. The record is from RefSeq and is a predicted model, not a curated record. Gene Ontology annotation, biological process: transmembrane transport.
AUGAAGAAGGUCCAAAACUUCAAGGCGGGCCUUGUCGAGGCGUACCGGACCGACCCGAACCUCAACAGGGCGCGUAGCUGGGUCGGGCCCAUCGCGCGUCGCCUGCCCUCGGCCACGGCGGAGUACCUCGUCGAGAAGCUGCCCGUCGCGAGCUGGCUGCCGCACUAUGACUACAAGUGGUUGUUGCGGGAUGUCAUUGCCGGUAUCACGGUGGGCGUGAUGCUCAUCCCGCAGGGGCUGGCCUACGCUAAGAUUGCGACCAUUCCUGUCGAGCAUGGCCUGUACUCAAGUUGGAUCCCCUCGGCAUUGUACUUUUUCCUGGGGACGUCUAAGGAACUGUCCGUCGGCCCGACAAGUAUUCUCGGCCUCCUGACGGCAGAGGCCGUGGCGGACAUUUCCAAGGAAGGCUAUGCGCCGGCCGAUAUUGCUUCCGGCAUCUCGUUCAUGGUAGGCGUUUACGCCCUGUGCAUCGGCCUUCUCAAGCUCGGCUUUCUGUUCGACUUCGUCUCCGGCCCCGUACUGUCAGGCUGGAUCUCGGCAGUGGCCUUGGUCAUCGGCCUCGGGCAGGUUGGCUCGCUUGUCGGGCUCAAGACGGGCUCCGGCACUGCGCAGAUCAUUCGCGACGUGUUGGGCCACCUCGGCCGCAUCAAGCCCCUGACACUUGCCAUUGGCUUCACGGGCCUCGCGGUUCUCUAUGCGCUCGAGAAGAUGGGCACAACGUGGGGCAAGAAGAACAAGUGGAUCAAGUUCAUCAGCACCAGCCGUGCCGUGAUUGUGCUCUUCGUCUACACGCUCAUCUCGUGGUUGGUGAACCGCAAUCUGGAUAAAGAUUCCUACAAGUGGGACUUGGCGCAGCCUCACACGAACGGCAUCCUGGCACCACGCGCACACGACAAUGAGCUGUUGUCCAAGGUGUUUGCGCGCUCCUUUGCGCCCCUCAUCGCCAUGAGCGUGGAGCAUCUCGGCGUUGGCAAGGCGUUUGGCCUGCGCAGCAACUACAAGAUCGACCAGAGCCAGGAGCUCUUCUACCUGGGCGUGGAGAACAUUGUCAACAGCUUCUUUGGGUCCAUGACGACUGGCGCCGCCAUGUCGCGGACGGCAGUCAAUAACUCGUGCGGCGUGCACUCGCCGGUCAACUUUCUCUUCACCGCGGGCUGGAUCCUGCUUACACUCUACGAGCUGAGCGGCGUCCUUUACUGGAUUCCCAAGGCGACACUAUCAGCUAUCAUUAUCAUGGCGGUUGUGCAUUUGAUCUCUCCACCACGCCUCUUCUACCGCUACUGGCGCAUGAGCUUCAUCGACUUUGUCGCCUCGCAGGUCGGUUUCUGGGUGACGCUCUUCACGUCGACGGAAAUCGGUCUUGCCGCGUCUGUGGGCUUUAGCAUCGUGUACACGCUCCUUCGGCUCGCGUUCCCGCGCUGGGUCGGGCUGUCCCACAUGGACACGGAGAACACGCACUGGACGGUACCAAACCACGAGGCGGCAUCCAGCGUCGACGUCCCCGCGGACGCAUACAUGGUGCGCUUCACCGAGGACGUGCUCUUCGCCAACGCAGAGCGCGUCAAGUCGGCCGUCGUCGAGUCAGUCAAGGUGCACUACGAGCCAGCUUCAGACGCGGCGCUGGACGUUUCGGGGGCGGCGCCGGAGCGGCGGUGGAACUCGUACGCCAGCAAGACGGUCGGGCGGGUGCGCAAGCGCAAGGGCAUCACGCCGCUGCACGGCGACGUGUGCCCGCUGCGGCACGUGGUGCUGGACUUUGGCAUGGUGUCCUUCAUCGACAUCACGGGCGUGCUGACGCUCAUCGAGCUCAAGAUGGAGCUGCGGCGCUACGUGGGCAAGGACCUGCAGUUCCGGUUCGUCAACAUGUCGGAGCCGGUGAGGGAGCGCUUCGCGCGCUCGCAGUGGGAGCUGGCCAAGGCGGGCGAGGAGCGCACGGGCGAGGCGGACGUCUUGUACCCGACGCUGGAGAUGGCGCUGCACCACCGCGGCGACGACAAGAUGGAGCUGGUCAAGGAGAAGACGAUGGAUGUCUAG